GGGCGGCCGAGGGCUUCGGCGACGCGGAGGGAGGGAGCCGCCGGGCCGCGCGGGAGCCGCAGGAGUCCCUCGGCGUCCGCAGAGACGAUGGCGGAGGAAGAAGGACCAACUGUAGAACUGCGCCACAGAAAAAAGCCAAAGUCUUCAGAAAAUAAGGAUCCUGCCAAAGAAGAGAAAGUCAGUGACACCCCAAUUCCUGAAAGAACUCCAAAACAUGUGUUAUUUCAACGCUUUGCAAAGAUUUUCAUUGGCUGUCUUGCAGCAAUUACUAGUGGCAUGAUGUAUGCUCUCUACUUAUCAGCAUACCAUGAAAGGAAAUUCUGGUUUUCCAACAGGCAGGAACUUGAACGGGAAAUCACUUUUCAAGGUGACAGUGCCAUUUAUUACUCUUACUAUAAAGAUAUGUUAAAGGCGCCUUCAUUUGAAAGAGGUGUUUAUGAAUUGACACACAAUAACAAAACUGUGUCUCUGAAAACUAUAAAUGCAGUGCAACAAAUGUCGCUGUAUCCAGAACUUAUUGCCAGUGUUUUAUAUCAAGCAACUGGCAGCAAUGAGAUUAUUGAACCAGUGUAUUUCUAUAUUGGCAUUGUCUUUGGAUUGCAGGGAAUUUAUGUUACUGCUUUAUUUGUUACAAGUUGGCUUAUGAGUGGAACAUGGCUGGCAGGAAUGCUUACUGUUGCCUGGUUCAUUAUUAACAGGGUAGAUACAACAAGAAUUGAAUACUCCAUUCCUUUAAGAGAAAACUGGGCACUACCAUAUUUUGCAUGCCAAGUUGCUGCACUUACAGGCUAUUUAAAAAGCAACUUAAAUACUUAUGCAGAGAGGUUUUGCUAUUUGUUGAUGAGUGCCUCAACUUACACAUUUGUGAUGAUGUGGGAAUACAGCCACUAUCUCCUGUUUCUUCAAGCAGUGUCUCUUUUCCUGCUUGAUGUCUUUUCACUGGAACAGAGUGACAAGGUUCAUGAAGUUUAUAAAAUCUACAUAUUUUCUCUCUUUCUGGGAUAUUUACUACAAUUUGAGAAUCCAGCUUUAUUGGUGUCUCCUUUAUUAAGUUUAGUAACAGCCUUAAUGCUCACUAAGUGCCUUCAGUUGAAUAUGAAGAAAGGAACUUUCAUAGCCAAAAUAAUGAAAGUGAUUAAUUUUUACUUGGUGUGUGCUCUGACUGUGACAUUGAAUGUUUUAAUGAAGAUGUUUGUCCCACACAAAGAAAAUGGGCAUAUGCUGAAAUUCCUUGAAGUAAAAUUUGGACUAAAUAUGACUAAGAAUUUUACAAUGAAUUGGCUUCUCUGUCAAGAAUCCCUGCAGACACCAUCUCAAGAUUUUUUUUUGCGACUAACACAGUCUUCUUUAUUACCUUUCUAUAUUUUAGUGUUAACUAUUUGUCUUCUUUCUAUGAUGCAAGUUAUUUUUAGGAGAAUUAAUGGUAAGUCUGUGAAAGAAAGUAUUGCUCUUGAAGAUGGACGAAUUGGAGAAAGGCCAGAAGUAAUUUAUCACAUAAUUCAUACUGUUUUAUUGGGUUCUCUUGCAAUGGUUAUAGAAGGUCUGAAGUACAUCUGGACACCUUAUAUGUGCAUGUUGGCAGCAUUUGGCGUGUGUUCUCCUGAACUUUGGAUGACACUUUUCAAGUGGCUGCGAUUAAGAACUGUGCACCCGAUAUUGUUGGCUCUUAUUCUGAGCAUGGCUGUGCCCACUAUAAUAGGUCUCAGUUUAUGGAAAGAGUUCUUCCCAAGAUUAAUGACAGAAUUAACAGAACUACAGGAAUUCUAUGAUCCAGAUACAGUGGAACUUAUGACCUGGAUAAAAAGGCAAGCUCCACUUGCUGCUGUGUUUGCAGGGAGUCCACAGUUAAUGGGUGCCAUUAAAUUAUGCACUGGGUGGAUGGUGACAAGCUUGCCUGUUUACAAUGAUGACGAUCUUCUUAAGAGAAAUGAAAAUAUCUAUCAAAUCUAUUCAAAACGGUCUGCUGAGGAUAUUUAUAAAAUACUGACAUCCUACAAGGCUAAUUACCUAAUUGUAGAGGAUGCCAUCUGCAAUGAGGUGGGAACAAUGAGAGGCUGUAGGGUUAAAGACUUACUGGAUGUUGCAAAUGGCCAUGUGGUUUGUGAAGAAGGUGACAAGUUAACCCACUCGAAAUAUGGGCGAUUUUGUCAUGAGGUCAAAAUUAACUAUUCUCCAUAUGUGAAUUAUUUCACUAGAGUAUACUGGAACAGAUCCUACUUUGUAUAUAAAAUCAACACUGUGAUAUCCUUCCAGUCUUGAAAAAUAACAGAGCCUUCAUUUCAAAGACUUGCGCUACCUGAAGUAAAAUACGAUUUUCUUCUUACCUACAGUGGUGUCUGUUGCAGAUCAGAGUAUGGACAUUUGAAAUACUGCUGCUUUUUCCCCUGCCUGCUGUUACCUGGAUCCAGAGUUCUGUGGGAAACAGCUCAAGCGUUACUGUCCUUUGGUAAAAUGUCAGAUCUACUACUCUGCAAUUUCCAGACAGGCGUCUUUCUUUCUAUUACAUGGUGUUUCAAGAUUUUAUGUAUUACAGCAUCUUCCACAUAAAUCUUCAUCUUACCAUGAUGUUGAUCUUGAUUUUGAAUAUGUUCAAGAUCAGAGUGUUAUCUCUCAAAUUAAUAGAUACUUAAUGUGCUAUAGUUAUAUAAUAGAAGGAAAGAAUUAUUCUCACCCUCAAAAUUUCUGAAGGUAUGUCAUGGUUUAUAACAACUGAAAAUUCACAAUAAAAACUAAUUUAAAUGUUA
This is a messenger RNA of Lepus europaeus (European hare), 2744 nucleotides long. It is a transcript of the gene DPY19L4, whose product is annotated as dpy-19 like 4. The transcript is spliced from 19 exons. Gene Ontology annotation, cellular component: nuclear inner membrane. Bases 88 to 2259 code for a protein of 723 amino acids. NCBI's taxonomy places the organism in Eukaryota, Metazoa, Chordata, Mammalia, Lagomorpha, Leporidae. The record is from RefSeq and is a predicted model, not a curated record. Gene Ontology annotation, molecular function: mannosyltransferase activity.